Lycium ferocissimum is the source of this 1758-nucleotide messenger RNA. Its product is annotated as aspartic proteinase-like protein 1. The transcript has 10 exons. The record is from RefSeq and is a predicted model, not a curated record. Bases 106 to 1668 code for a protein of 520 amino acids. Gene Ontology annotation, molecular function: aspartic-type endopeptidase activity. Gene Ontology annotation, biological process: proteolysis. NCBI's taxonomy places the organism in Eukaryota, Viridiplantae, Streptophyta, Magnoliopsida, Solanales, Solanaceae.
CCCAGUUGUUACUACUCUCACCAAAAACACUCCCAGUUUUAAAAAACAAAACAAAAAAAAAAAAGAGCCUCGGAUUCUCUAUCUCUAGGGUUUUGCUUUGCUUCAAUGUCGGUUGUAGUUGUACUGACGGCGGCGUUGCUGCUGCUGCUUUCCGUUAAUGUCACCGUUUGCAACACGUUCUCGUCGAGGUUAAUUCACGGGUUCUCAGACGAAGCGGUGUCGUUUUGGGCAUCUAAAGGCGUGACGUGGCCGAAACGCGAGAGUGUGGAACACGCGAGGUUGUUACUUAGCAAUGAUUUGAAGCGACAGAGAUUGAAGAAACAGUUAUUGUUGUUCCCUUCUCAAGGAAGUCAAACUCAUUUCUAUGGAAAUGACUUGAGUUGGCUUCAUUAUGCGUGGAUUGACAUAGGGACACCAAAUACAUCUUUUCUGGUCGCAUUGGAUGCUGGAAGCGAUCUGCUCUGGGUCCCUUGUAAUUGUGUACAAUGCGCUCCAUUGUCUUCAAGCUACUACUCAAUGUUGGAUAAAGAUCUGAAUGAGUAUAGCCCAGCACGAUCAAGCACCAGCAAGCAUCUUUCUUGCAGCCAUCAAUUGUGUCAACUGGGUCCUAAUUGCCAGAAUCCAAAGGACCGAUGCCCUUACACCGUUAACUACUAUUCUGAAAAUACAUCAAGCUCGGGUUUUCUGUUUGAGGACCAACUGCAUUUGACUUCAGUUGGUGGACAUGAACAUCAAGGUUCUGUGCGAGCUCCUAUUGUUAUAGGCUGUGGUAGCAAACAAAGUGGCAGUUAUUUGAAUGGAGCUGCUCCAGAUGGGGUGAUGGGUUUAGGGCCUGGAGAAAUUUCUGUUCCAAGUUUGUUGGCGAAGUCUGGACUUGUUCCACGUUCAUUCUCUUUGUGUUUUGGAAAGAGCAAUUCUGGCACAAUUUUUUUUGGUGAUCAAGGGCCUGAAAAUCAAAGACAAAGUUCAUUUGUAUCUUUAAAUGGGAAGUACAAUACCUAUGUUGUUGAAGUUCAACGUUAUUGUGUUGGGGGUACCUGUCCAAAGCAAAGUGGAUUUCAAGCCUUAGUUGAUAGUGGGUCUUCCUUCACUUAUCUCCCUUCUAAAAUCUUUACAGAAGUAGUAACUGAGUUUGAAGAACAAAUAAAUGCUACAAGGUUAGCGACAGAAGAUUUUCCUUACUGCUAUAAGGCUAGUUCACGAGGUUUACCAAACAUUCCUACCAUGAAACUUGUGUUAGCUGCUAACCAGAGCUUUGUAAUUCAGAACCCCAUGUUUACCAUCUCCAAUGGUCAGGGAGAUAACUAUUAUUGUGUAGGUAUCUUACCUAUUGAAGGAAUGAUUGGUAUUAUUGGACAAAAUCUUAUGGAGGGAUAUCGAAUGGUGUUUGAUUGGGAAAACAUGAAGUUGGGUUGGUCUCGCUCCAAGUGUCAAGACAUAGGCGGGAGUGCAAAGGUACCACCAACACCACCUCCGAGUGGUUUGACAACAAAUCCGUUGCCAACAACUGAGCAACAAAGAAGCCCGGGUGGACAUGCAGUUGCACCUGCCAUUGCCGGUAAAGCUACCCCUAAACCAUCUGCAGCAUCACUCCAUGCAGUUUCAUGGCAUUGUGCUAUGAGUUCUCUUCUACUUUCAUUGGUUGUAUGGUUGCCUUAUAAGAUAUAACAUUUGUAAUUAUGUACUUAUAUGUAAAUUCUCAGUGCUAAAAAUCGUGUAUUCUAGUCAAUUAAUUUCAUUGGUUUUGCUUCUUUUUCA